This is a messenger RNA of Branchiostoma belcheri (Belcher's lancelet), 1670 nucleotides long. RefSeq names its product zinc finger protein 32-like. Lineage: Eukaryota; Metazoa; Chordata; Leptocardii; Amphioxiformes; Branchiostomatidae. Gene Ontology annotation, molecular function: RNA polymerase II cis-regulatory region sequence-specific DNA binding; DNA-binding transcription factor activity. The record is from RefSeq and is a predicted model, not a curated record. The coding region runs from base 132 to 1055 and encodes 307 amino acids. Gene Ontology annotation, biological process: regulation of transcription by RNA polymerase II. The transcript is spliced from 3 exons.
UCGACACCACUCCGGGAGAAGUUCACUCUCGAGUCUGACUUCCGAAUCGACAAGUGCUCUCUGCUCUGCGUUACGACUUCUUCCAGUUAUCCAGAUUCCUUGAUCUCACGUCCUACCUUAUCUACAGCAGCAUGUCUGUGACCGCAGCCGCUGGCCUGAUGUACCCCUACCCCGUCCCGAUGUACCCGCCGGCCGCCCCGUGGCCAGUCUUUCCCUCCUGCUACGUCCCGACCGUCCCAAGCCAUAGCUCUCCUAGCCGAUUGGCAGCCUCUGCUCUGCUCACCCUCGGCGAGACCCCCGCCAUCCAGCCGACGAAGACGGUCCCCAAUCCGCCGGGCCGUCGCUCCAGUGGCUUCAGCUUCGCCUCUCUCCCCAGCGACAUCGCCCGCGAGACGGAGGCGAAAGAGGCGGAGGUCAGGCGGCUGUCAGUCAGUCCCAUCCCCGUUAGAUCAUCACCGUACCCUGUCUCGCCGUCCUUCGGGAGAACCAGCCCGCCCCUCCCGUACAGCGUCGACCUCCUGUCCGGUGUGCAGUUCCCCGUCGGCGUCGACGCGCCGAGAACCUCCAGCCCAGUCCUCAGACCGGUGUCUCCGACCGAGAACACGCGGGAGGAAUCCCAGGCCAAGUUCCCAUGCGGGCAGUGCGGGAAGGUCUACUCCCGCCGCAGCACCCUCAACGCUCACCUCCGCACCCACGACGGACAGAAGCCGUUCGAGUGCAAGGACUGCGGCAAGACCUUCACCCAGGCUGCAAACCUCACGGCCCACCAGCGCAUCCACACGGGAGACCGACCCUACAAGUGCCCGAUCUGCAACCGUGGGUUCUCCCAGAGCUCCUCGGUGACCACGCAUCUCCGUACGCACAGCGGGGAGAAGCCGUACCGUUGCACGGUCUGCCCCCGUGCCUUCGCCGACGCCUCGACCCUCACCAAGCACGUCCGGACCCACACCAACGAGAAGCCGUACCAGUGUAGCGAGUGCGGACAGAGCUUCACCCAGUCAGGAAACCUGAAGAGGCACCUCAAGGUGCACGCCAAGAGGAAGAUCGCUUCCUAGACUCAACUUCAGAGACAUUUCACAAACUAUGAACUUGCUUUUGCAUCGAUCUAAACUAUGUAUGAUACUAAAUGUAGUAUUCAUUGUUGAUACAAGUUCAUUCUUCAUAUGUAUAAUGUGCUUUUUUUUUAUAACGUAUUGACUGUUCCUUCGGAAGAGUGGAACUUUUUGUGUGUUUCAUCUUGUAAGUGCUGGAUAAAACUAUGUUCAUAGAGUUUAUCUUUCAUAUGUAGUACCUUUUUAUAAUCUAUUGACUGUUCCUUUUCGUAAACCGAAGAGAGGAACUUGAUAGUGUUUCAUCUUGAAAGUUGAUAAAACAUAAAAUUUGUUAUUUGAAAGAACUCACUUUGAGUUCAACAAGUUUCAACAUGUUCUAAUACUUCUAUUGUAAAUAUUUUCGCGUGCCGGUCUCGCCUCUGAUGCCAUACACUGUUGAACAGUCGAACAAAGGAAAAAGAUUAUUCUGUGAUCCCGAUUUACAUUUGUAUAUAAUCUGUGAAAGAAGUCUAGCGUCUUUAAACGACCAACAAUCGCAUAUACCUGCGAAUUGCUGCGACUUUACGAUGUGUGUUUGUUUGACAUUGAUUGUUGAAUAAACUGUUGUCUGACAAUGGA